CUUCUUUAGAUCUUCGACGCGGCCACCUUCGCCGUUCCGCUCGCUCGGCCGAUGGCAUUCUCCAAGCUACGAGCAGCCGAAAUUGUUGUCAAGAGGCAGCUUCUCUGGCGAUCGGAGUCUUUCUUCUCCACCAGUAUCGUCGGCGAUGAGCCCAUUCUUGUCCGCGACUUCAUUCGGUCUGCAUUAUAUGAUCCGAAAAAUGGCUACUUCUCCAAAUUGUCGGGAUCAGUUGGGCAGCUCGAUAAAAGCAUUCGGUUCAAUCAGCUUGAAGGUAGGGUUGCUUAUCAGAAACAUCUCAGCAAACUAUACAAAGAACACGAUAUUUCAUGGUUUACUCCUGUGGAGCUGUUCAGGCCAUGGUAUGCAUAUGGUAUUGCUGGAGCAAUAAUGCGGACAGCUGACCUGUCAAUCCCACUUAAGAUAUAUGAGAUUGGAGGUGGUUCAGGAACAUGUGCGAAGUGUAUUUUGGAUUACAUGAUGUUGAAUGCACCAAAGAAAGUUUAUGACAACAUGACAUAUGUCUCAGUUGAGAUUAGUGAGUCACUUGCUGAGAAACAGAUGCAAAUGGUUGGAGAGGUUCGUAGCCAUUUAUCAAAAUUCAGGGUUGAACAACGUGAUGCGACUGACAGAAUUGGAUGGGCCAAUGGAUAUCCUGAACCAUGCUGGGUGAUCAUGCUUGAGGUGCUUGACAAUCUUCCACAUGAUCUACUCUAUUCCCCAAAUCAGGUGUCUCCAUGGAUGGAAGUUUGGUUGGAGAAGGCAAAAGGUAGCUUGCAAAUUUCAGAAGUCUAUAAGCCAAUACAAGAUUUGUUGAUUGCCAAAUGCAUCAAGAUUAUUGGCUUGGAUGAAGAUCAUGCUUCUGGUACAAACAGGUUAGUUUCUGCAAGUAGGCGUAUUUGGUCAAAAGCUUUUCCGAGGCCCCGAAGAUCUUGGAUGCCAACUGGUUGCUUGAAACUAAUGGAGGUUCUACAUUCGGCUCUGCCAAAGAUGUCCCUUAUUGCUUCUGAUUUCAGCUAUCUUCCAGAAGUUAGGAUACCUGGUGAUAGAGCUCCUUUAGUUUCCUCCAUGAAGGGUGGAAGGACUACGGAUUAUGACAGCUACCUUGAUGCGAAGGGAAAUGCCGAUAUCUUCUUCCCAACAGAUUUCUGGCUGCUAGAGAGAAUUGACCAUUACACCUCUGUCUGGUCAUCUGAGCAAAAGGUUUCCACUCCUCAAAAGCCAUUAAAAAAGAGGAGAACAAUCAUUCUUGAUACAUCCGCUUUCAUGGAUGAAUUUGGUUUGCCAUCAAAGACGAGGACAAAAGAUGGAUACAAUCCAUUGGUCGAUGACUUUAAGAACACUAAAUUUUACAUUAGUGUGCCAACACAUAACAUCGCAUAAUCAUUGCUCAGAGGACAAGCAGCUGGACAAUGUACAUAUGUCAGGGCACAACAUUCAAUGUGUUCCACAGCAUAAUUUUCUUCCGCUGCUCAAACAAAUAAGAUAAAGAAAUACUCCUCGGUUGGGUUCAUUCUCAUGCUGUUAUGUACUAGCCACAUGGAUUAACUGUAAUUCUUUUUGAGCAGCUGGUAAGUUUCUUGCAUCAUACCUUUUCUACAUUAGAAAUGAUUGGAAGUAUUAUUGUCUUCUGAUACCUCUGCUGUUUAUUAUUUCCAUUCUUUUUUCGAAUUGCCGUCAUAGACUUGUUACUGAUUCUUAUUUUAAAGUUAUCAGUUCGGAAAAAUGCUGUCCAGUAAUCAAACUGAUUUUAAAACUAUAGUUCUCUUUUGUAGUAGUGAUGGGUGUAGGUUAAAAUGCUGUCCAGGAAUAAAUUGGCUUUAAAGCUAUAUAGUUCUCUUUUGUA
Zingiber officinale is the source of this 1843-nucleotide messenger RNA. RefSeq lists its product as uncharacterized. Lineage: Eukaryota; Viridiplantae; Streptophyta; Magnoliopsida; Zingiberales; Zingiberaceae. The record is from RefSeq and is a predicted model, not a curated record. Gene Ontology annotation, molecular function: protein-arginine omega-N symmetric methyltransferase activity. The transcript is spliced from 14 exons. Gene Ontology annotation, cellular component: mitochondrion. Bases 52 to 1380 code for a protein of 442 amino acids.